Anarrhichthys ocellatus (wolf-eel) is the source of this 3554-nucleotide messenger RNA. Its product is annotated as protocadherin beta-1-like. The annotation marks the transcript as partial. The record is from RefSeq and is a predicted model, not a curated record. Gene Ontology annotation, molecular function: calcium ion binding. Gene Ontology annotation, cellular component: plasma membrane. Gene Ontology annotation, biological process: homophilic cell-cell adhesion. Lineage: Eukaryota; Metazoa; Chordata; Actinopteri; Perciformes; Anarhichadidae. The transcript has a single exon.
CUGCCUGCUGACCAGACUCUGAGGAAAAGUCCAUCUGACUUUGCUGAUGUAUUCGGUGAAUCAGAUGGAUCUCCAGAGGUAGGAAUAUUUCACACACACACACACACACACACACACACACACACACACACACACACACACACACGCACACACACGCACACACACACACAUACUACCAAAUACCGAAUAUCCACAUUAUCGUUUUUUGCUUGACAGGGUUUUGCAUAAUGACAAUUAUUUUCAACUGCGUUCACAAAUGUCAUUAACUGCGUUUUGCCAUUAAAAUUUUUAACCAUCAGAUCUCGACAGUCUUUUAGUUUGACGUAACAUCAACGUCUUGUCAUUUCCCCUCCACCAGUUCCCACAAAUUUCCUUUGUUCAGAAAAAAGCAACAACAAAUUCAUUUUAGUACUUUCGUUUUACAUUUUUAGACCAUUCAUAGGCUGUAUAGAUCUACCUCUUGAUUAUUUUUUGACAGCAAGCGGAAGAUUCUCUGUGAAUCAAAACACAUAUUUUGUCAGCAGACUGACUUUGUUUCGCUUCUCAUCCUUCCUUCAUAACCGCGCUAUGCAGUAACACCGUUGUGAUACAUGGGACAUGUACUGUAUAUUGUUGUUGUUGGUGAUUGGGUUCAAUACUGUAUUACACGAAGCCAUUUUUUUGCCAUUAUGAUAUGCACCAACAUUACACUUAACUGUUAGACCGGAGUUCAAUGUAUCAGUGGAGGCAAGGGCGUGUCUCAUGCUUUAUUUAUCAUCGACAAAAAAAUAUUCUAAUACCUCUUGCUAAUUUGUGUUGUAAUGUUUCUACUGUUUUUUUAUGUAAAUGCAUUCAUAAAGGCUGGUUCGUCUUUCAUAAUUUUGUGAUUGAAAAAUCCUUCAGUAAAGCCAUCACACUUAAGCUGACAACUAUUACAAUUACGUAGCUCUAUCAUAUGACUGUUGCUGUGCUGACAAAUAGCGAUUGUCUCAACUGUAGACGCACAUGAUGUGGCCCUGGACAGGUUGUGUGUAUGUUUUAUUACAUUAAACUCCUGUUGUUGCAGGCAGAUUAACCCUGUUUACUACAGAGCUAUAGUCAACAUGAAGGGAACGAGAAAGAGGAAAUUAAGUUAACUUUAACUCCAUACUGAUUUUCUAAAAAAUGAUUUAAAAAUGAACACUAUCAAUCUGUCCGUAAAGUAAUGCACGAGAUAAGUUGUGCUAGAAGCACAAAGGAAAACGUUACGAAAUGUAAUCAAGACAGCGUAAACCACACCCGACUGAAUCCUUUAGUUUACGUUGAUGAGCAAGCCAGCUAGCACAUACUAAAAUACAACAAGACAGUAACCUUAUACCCUCCUCAAUGGAAAGGAUGCUGCUCAGGUCUCCCACCAGCUAACACUAUAGCUUACAACACACAUUUACGUGUUUUAAGAUCUGAUGCCUGUUUAUCCAGUAUUAUGUGGUACCCCGUUUGAAGUAUACUUUACAAAGUAGAACUUCAAAGACUCGGGCAAUUAAGACCUCGUUAUUCCUCUUCAUGUACAUGCGCUCAGGUUUUGGGGUUGGGUUUUGGAUAUAUUCUGAUGAGGAAAUUGUAUGCAGUGCAAAUUCAAGACUGGUUGCAUUGUAAUGCAACAACAUAUCCUUAUUAAUAAAUAGUAAAUUUUUAUUAGGAAUGAAAAGAUAUUUUUUUCCAUGUGAAUGUUGGUACAGCAGUGGAACUACACUUUCAUGAGCAUGCCAGCUCUUUAAGAUUUAAUAACACAUUCCAUAACAGCACACUUAAUUAUGGUUCGAUAUAUAUAUAUAUAUAUAGCCCUCAUUGUGCAACUUUAUCCUUUUACACCUCGACUCUAGAUUACUGCUUCUGUUCAUCUCUCCAAUACUUUUUUGCAUUCACUUUAUCUGUGGUUCCCACGUCUAUGACAUUCUUACUUGACUGCAGUAAUAUUUCUCUUCUGUAGCAAGAGUUAAAAUGAUUCAGGCCAUCAGAAAGACGGUUGAUUUGCAAUUUGGCCUGUCUGUCUUUUUGUUGCGAAAUGAUGCGUUUAUUAUCUACAGUAAAAGAAACAAUAUUUGUUGACUUAAAUAACUAUUCGCUUUUUCAGAUUUUGGCUUGAAUUUAUGUCAAAAUAUGAUACGAACAAGAACAUAGUUAGUGUGAAAACAUUUACUGUUGACCAUAACGUGCAGCGAUUAAAUUGAACUCAGAGUGUCGCUAUUCACCAAGCAGAGGAAACACGCAUCCACCCCUUGCUCGUGCUUUGUUACUCUUGUUCUUCUCCUUGUCAAAUUGUACCCUUGGAUGUGCUUUGGUCAGGCAUUAGCUUCAAAUACAGUUUGCAAGUGCAACUGUUGUUUUAUUACGUUAUACUGAACCGCACAGAUAAUCGCAAGGGGAUAAAUAACACCAUUCAAAGUCAACGAGUGGAUUUUCGCUUUUGUCUCAAAAUGGCACACAAUGGAUAUUCAGCGUCUGGCCUGCUUUGCGGGUUUGCUUGCUUUCUUCAGCUGCUUCACACCGUCAAUGGAGACAUAAGCUUUUCUGUUGCCGAGGAAAUGAAACCCGGAUCUGUCAUAGGAAAUAUAGCAAAGGACCUCGGGUUGAACGUGGGGAAAUUAUCUUCUCGAAAGGCCCGCAUUGACAGCGAUCUGAACCGUGAACGGUACUGUGACAUUAAUCUUAACACUGGAGAUUUGAUUGUUGCUGAACGAAUUGACAGAGAGGCGCUUUGCGGCGAAAAGGCAUCGUGUAUUCUGGAAUUUGAGUUAAUCUUAGAGGCACCUCUGGAGUUGCACCGUAUUUCACUACAAAUACACGAUAUAAACGACAACCCGCCUGUUUUCUCUAAAGACGAAAUCAAGAUAGAAAUCAAUGAAUUGGCUGUAAAAGGAUCUCGCUUUCGUGUUUUGGAGGCACACGAUAUAGAUAUCGGGCAAAACACUGUUCAAAGCUAUGCGUUACAGCCAAACAAUUAUUUAGUGUUGAAAAUUGAGUCAGAAUCAGAUGGGGGUAAAUUUGCAGAGCUAGUGUUGAAUAAGGAAUUAGACCGCGAAGAUCAGCAGGAAUUGAGAUUAUUGCUCACUGCUCUAGAUGGAGGCAGUCCUCAAAGAACUGGCACUGUAACUGUGCAUGUGACUGUACUGGAUGCUAAUGAUAACGUUCCAGUGUUUAGUCAGACAGUGUAUAAAGCCAGUCUGCCUGAAAACUCGCCUCUUGACACUGUAGUGGUUACAGUGGCUGCAACUGACGCAGAUGAAGGUCUAAAUGGAGAGGUGACUUAUGAAUUAAGUCGUAUUUCAGAAACUAGCAGAAGAGCAUUUGCUUUGAAUCACAAAACAGGAGAACUUAAAGUAAUAGGGCCUUUGGAUUUCGAGAAAGAAUCGAUAUAUGAAAUGCGUGUAGCCGCCAAAGAUGGAUAUGGCCUAACCUCAGAUUCCAAAGUGAUAAUUGAAAUCUCCGAUGUUAAUGAUAACCCACCUGAAAUCACUCUAAAAUCUCUUAAUAACCCCAUACCUGAGAACGUAUCACCUGGUACAGAGGUGGGCAUCAUCAACGUGCAGGAUAGA